Oncorhynchus mykiss (rainbow trout) is the source of this 2064-nucleotide messenger RNA. RefSeq names its product diacylglycerol O-acyltransferase 1. NCBI's taxonomy places the organism in Eukaryota, Metazoa, Chordata, Actinopteri, Salmoniformes, Salmonidae. The record is from RefSeq and is a predicted model, not a curated record. Gene Ontology annotation, cellular component: endoplasmic reticulum membrane. Gene Ontology annotation, molecular function: diacylglycerol O-acyltransferase activity. Gene Ontology annotation, biological process: triglyceride biosynthetic process.
UGUUGAGGUUUAUAACUGGGACUGCAACCUUCUCCUCGACAGCAUGUCGGGCUGGACUUUACAGCAGAGGCUCGAGGGAGAAACGUCUAGUUCAAUUCUAGCAAGGUACGGUUGAAUGCUUCAAAUUUAAAAAAUGGGUGACAGAAACGAUAGAGUCCCCAUGAUGACACGCAGAACAAGGAGAACCACCAUCUGCGCUACGCCAGCGGGUGCCAAUUCUAAACAAGCCAACGGCAGCGCAGGGGAAAAAACUUCAAGCCAACCGAGCCACAGCAACCGGAAAGUGAAGGAGGAAAAACGGGUGCACGAGCCGGUCACUACACCACGCAAGGAGAGGAGCAAAACCAGCGAAAGAUUUAGCUGCCAUGUCCUCCAGGAGUCCCUGCUCAGCUCAGCCAGUGGCUACAGUAACUAUAGAGGCAUCCUCAACUGGUGUGUGGUCAUGCUGGUCUUGUGCAAUGCACGCCUUUUCCUGGAGAAUCUAAUAAAAUAUGGGAUACUGGUGGACCCCAUCCAAGUGGUUUCACUGUUCUUAAAAGACCCAUAUAACUGGCCUGCAUCUUGCCUUAUCAUUGUUUCGAAUGUGUUCAUAAUGGCAGCUUUGUACACGGAGCGGAGGCUAUCAGUGGGCACCAUCUCAGAGACUACUGGAACAUUCCUUUACUUGGUCAAUCUGACCACCCUCCUCUUUUUUCCAUCAGCCACUGUGCUCAUGCUGACCUCCAUUACCCCAGUGGGUGGAGCCUUUGCCCUGUGUGUCUAUACCAUCCUCUUCAUGAAGUUGUACUCGUAUAAGGAUGUGAACAUGUGGUGCAGAGAGAUUAGGCAUACCAAAGCCCGCACCCUGACCCGCUCCCAUUCAUGUCCAUCAGUCGCCCAGUCAAAUGGGUCAGCUGUACACGCUCAUGUGUCCUACCCUGGGAAUCUCACACACAGAGAUAUAUAUUACUUUGUGUUUGCCCCAACUCUCUGCUAUGAACUGAACUUCCCCCGGUCACCACGGAUACGCAAGAGCUUCCUGCUCAGGAGACUCUUUGAGAUGCUGUUCUUCAUACAGUUACAGAUUGGAUUGGUACAACAGUGGAUGGUGCCGACUAUUCAGAACUCCAUGAAACCAUUCCAGGAUAUGGACUUUUCCAGAAUGAUCGAGCGCAUGCUGAAACUGGCUGUUCCCAAUCAUUUAAUCUGGCUCAUCUUUUUCUAUUGGUUUUUCCACUCUUCCAUGAACUUCGUAGCUGAGCUGAUGCGGUUUGGCGACAGGGAGUUUUACCAGGACUGGUGGAACUCUGAGACGGUCACUUAUUUCUGGUCUAACUGGAACAUUCCUGUGCACAAGUGGUGCCUCCGCCACUUUUACAAGCCUCUCAUGGGGAGAGGUGUGAAUAAGUGGGUCGCUCAGACAGCCAUCUUCCUGGUCUCCGCCUUCUUUCACGAGUACUUGGUGAGCGUUCCUCUGAAAAUGUUCCGACUGUGGGCGUUCAUGGGCAUGAUGUCUCAGAUUCCACUCGCCUGGUUCGUCGGCCGCUUCCUGAGAGGUAACUAUGGUAAUGCAGCAGUCUGGAUCUCGCUCAUCAUUGGCCAGCCCAUCGCCGUACUGAUGUACGUCCACGACUUCUACGUAUUACAUUACGUGUCACAAUCAUGAGCAGUUGGCCGCAAGCAGAGGAGCAAUAUAUUCUACUAAAUAAGGAAAAAUGUUUAUUUUGAAAGGGAAAUGUUUUAUAUGAAGCUCAACUGAUUAGUAAGAAUGUACUACAAAAAGUUUUUGGCCUUCAGUUUCUCGAAUGCACUGAUACACUACAGAGACACUUGGCUCUAGUCCAGUCAUGUGCAAUUGUUGUGAAACACUACCCUGCCAAAGCUAGAGAACAUUUGUAUGCCUUUUCUGUUUCUUACUUUAAUAGUCUACAACUAUGAAGAUCAAUGCAAAAAACUCUACAGUACCUGUCAAAAGUUUGGACACACCUACUCAUUCAAGGGUUUUUCCUUUAUUUUUACUAUUUUCUACAUUGUAGAAUAUUAGUGAAGACAUCAAAACUAAUAACACAUGGAAUCAUGUAGUAA